This is a messenger RNA of Solanum tuberosum (potato), 2554 nucleotides long. Its product is annotated as conserved oligomeric Golgi complex subunit 2. The transcript has a single exon. Gene Ontology annotation, biological process: Golgi organization; intra-Golgi vesicle-mediated transport; protein transport. The record is from RefSeq and is a predicted model, not a curated record. NCBI's taxonomy places the organism in Eukaryota, Viridiplantae, Streptophyta, Magnoliopsida, Solanales, Solanaceae. Bases 173 to 2401 code for a protein of 742 amino acids. Gene Ontology annotation, cellular component: COG complex; membrane.
CAAAUCUCAUACAUUAAGCACCAUUUUGAUCAUUUUCAAUUCUUCUCUACUAAGUAAACACAGAGUGAAGAGUUUCAAUAGAAAUUUUGCAUUUCUUCACUUUCAGAUCUUGAUUACUCUCUGCAUAUCCUCAAAAUUCAGAGCAAUUUGAUCGAAUUUAGCGAAUACCCAGAUGCAAGAUCUUCAAUCCCCACCACCCCCUUCACCACAGUCCACUCACGCGCCACCACGCUCCGCCACAGACCUAUUCGGAGACCCAACUGACCCAAAUCCACCACAAUGGCUAAACCCCACAUUGUUCCAAUCUCAAGAUUUCGAUCCAGAAUCAUAUAUCUCCGAUUUACGCACCUUUGUUCCCCUUGAAACUCUCCGUUCGGAGCUCCGUUCUCACUUCACGUCGCUUCAGCGUGACCUUGUGGAUCUCAUCAAUCGAGAUUAUGCUGAUUUUGUUAGCCUUAGUACGAAGCUUACUGAUGUUGAUGCUUCUGUUGUACGUAUGAGGGCUCCGUUGUUUGAGAUCAGGGAGAAAAUUGAUGGUUUUCGUAAUGCUGUUGAAGGGUCUCUUGCUGCUUUACAAAACAGGCUUAAACAAAGAGCUGAUGCUGGAGAAGCCAGGGAAGUUCUUGAACUUUUGCUUGAUACUUUUCAUGUUGUUUCUAAAGUUGAAAAAUUGAUUAAGGAGUUACCAAGUGGACAAACUGAUUAUGUUGAGAGUGGAUCUAAUUUGAGGGAAACUCAAAGUAUGUUACUAGAGAGAAUUGCUAGUGAAAUGAAUAGGCUAAAAUUUUAUAUUUCUCAUGCACAGAAUAUGCCUUUUAUUGAGAAUAUGGAGAAGAGAAUACAGAAUGCUAGUUCUUUAUUAGAUACAAGCUUAGGACAUUGUCUUGUAGAUGGACUUGAAUAUAGGGAUGCUAAUGCUAUAUAUAACUGCCUGCGUGCGUAUGCUGCCAUUGAUAAUACCAAGAAUGCGGAGGAAACUUUUCGAUCGACUAUAGUGGGACCUUUGAUCCAAAAAGUUAUCCCGCAAAAUCCAUCUGGAGUUGUUGGUGGAUCAUCUGGACAUGAACUUGAGGAGGAUUAUGUUAAGAUCAAGCAAUAUAUAGAGGAUGAUUGUAAGUUUCUAUUGGAUAUAUCCUCUAUUGAGAAUUCGGGUCUACAUGUUUCUAGCUUCCUUGCGAAUUCUAUCCUUAAAGAGGUUCACUCCGCUAUCCAAAAAGGAAAACCAGUGGUGUUCUCUCCCGGAAGGCCUACUGUGUUUCUAAAAAAUUACAAAGCAAGCUUGGAUUUCCUGGCACAUUUAGAAGGUUACUGUCCCUCACGAUCUGAAGUAGUCAAGUUUCGGUCUGAAGCUGCAUAUAUUGAGUUCAUGAAGCAAUGGAAUGUGGGUGUCUAUUUCUCAUUGAGGUUCCAAGAGAUAGCUGGGGCUCUUGAUUCUGCACUUAGUGUUGCUGGUCUUGUCCCAGUGGCCUCUGAUCAGAGGAAGCCUCAAGAAUUGAUUUUGAAGCAGAGUAUUGCUCUUUUAGAGUGCUUAAGAUCUUGCUGGAGAGAUGAUGUUCUUGUCCUAUCUUGCUCAGACAGGUUCUUGCGUUUGUCUUUGCAACUUAUGUCCAGAUUCUCAAGCUGGUUAUCUGCCGGAUUGGCUGCUCGUAAAGCUGGUAAUGUGGGCUCAAACCCAGGAUUUGAAUGGGCUAUUUCUGCAGUCCCUGACGAUUUAGUAUACGUAGUUCACGAUUUGAACCGUUUGGGGGAGGAUGUGUGUGGUGAUUACCUUGAACACAUACUUGAGUUGCUCAAGUCAUGCCCUGCUGAAGUUUGUGAUUUUGUAAAACAGAGUAUUUUACAAGGUGGGAAGUCCCUGAAGGGUCUUUUACCAAUUGUGAUGAGUGCAAUCAUUGAGACAAUAGUUGAGAAAUCUGUAGAGGACUUGAGGCAAUUGAAAGGGAUAACUGCUACCUACAGGAUGACUAACAAGCCUCUCCCAGUCAGGCAUUCUCCAUAUGUCUCUGGAGUAUUGCGUCCGUUGAAGGAAUUUUUGGAGGGAGAAAGGGCUGCAACAUGUCUGACAAAUGAGACGAGGAAUGAGCUCUUGCAAGGUGCUGCUUUGGAAAUAACUCACCGUUACAAUGAUUUAACUUCAGAACUUGUGAAUAUGAGUAGAAGAACGGAAUCUUCUCUUCAAAAACUACGUUUGGGUGCUCAAAGACGAGCUGGAGCAAGCUCAGAUGUUUCGGAUCACAAUUUGUCUGAAACUGACAAAAUCUGCAUGCAAUUAUUUCUUGAUAUUCAGGAAUAUGCUCGGAGCCUUUCAUUACUUGGGGUGGAUGCAGCUAGUAUUCCACCUUAUCAAUCAUUAUGGCAGUGUGUUGCCCCUGCCGAGAGAAAAAACACAAUAAGCUUCUAGUUUAGACUUGGUUAUUUUAUAUGUCUACUUCGUUUUGUAUCAAUAUCUCAUUCUUUUCUUAUUGUGUUUCCCCUCUGUUAUAUUAUCAUUUUGAUGUAACAAAGCUGCCAUUGAUUUCUGAGAUCUCCUGAUAUGGAUACUGAUUGUGGUGGA